Messenger RNA from Alternaria postmessia, 525 nucleotides. It is a transcript of the gene RPL20A, whose product is annotated as 60S ribosomal protein L20A. Gene Ontology annotation, biological process: translation. The record is from RefSeq and is a predicted model, not a curated record. Bases 1 to 525 code for a protein of 174 amino acids. Gene Ontology annotation, cellular component: cytosolic large ribosomal subunit; ribosome. Gene Ontology annotation, molecular function: structural constituent of ribosome. The transcript has 4 exons. NCBI's taxonomy places the organism in Eukaryota, Fungi, Ascomycota, Dothideomycetes, Pleosporales, Pleosporaceae.
AUGGCACGCUUCCAGGAAUACCAGAUUAUCGGCCGCCAUCUGCCUUCAGAGGCCAACCCCGCGCCCAAGAUCUACCGCAUGCGCAUCUUUGCGCCCAACGAGGUUGUCGCCAAGUCACGGUUCUGGUACUUCCUUGGCAAGCUCCGCAAGAUCAAGAAGGCCAACGGUGAGAUCGUCUCCGUAAACCAGAUCCACGAGAAGAAGCCCCAGAAGGUCAAGAACUUCGGUAUCUGGCUCAAGUACGACUCGCGCUCCGGCACCCACAACAUGUACAAGGAGUACCGCGAGAUGUCCCGCGUCGCCGCCGUCGAUGCCCUCUACCAGGACAUGGCCGCCCGUCACCGAUCGCGUUUCAGGCAGGUUCAGAUUCUCAAGGUCGUUGAGGUCGAGAAGGCCGACGACAUCCGCCGACCAUACAUUAAGCAGCUCCUCACCAAGAACCUCAAGUUCCCGCUGCCCCACCGCAUCAACAAGAAGGCUGGCAAGAAGGUCUUCUCCGCUACCCGACCUUCCACUUUCUUCUAA